Molecule: messenger RNA, 4746 nt
Organism: Frieseomelitta varia
Lineage: Eukaryota; Metazoa; Arthropoda; Insecta; Hymenoptera; Apidae
Gene: Rgl
Product: ral guanine nucleotide dissociation stimulator-like
Exons: 7
Coding region: 913-3264 (783 amino acids)
Biological process (GO): positive regulation of GTPase activity; Ras protein signal transduction
Cellular component (GO): plasma membrane
Molecular function (GO): guanyl-nucleotide exchange factor activity
Source: RefSeq, a predicted model, not a curated record
UCACUUUCCGCAGCGGCGAUUUAAAUGUCCCGCUACGUGCUUCAAAUUUCCUGCCGCGAAGCGUAGCUGCGCGCGCACAGUUCAGUCCAAUAUGGCGUCCGUCGCGGGAAUUCUGUGCGGACAGCAGUGACGUUUAUUCGCGAUAUUAUUUGAGUUACAAAUUACAUACAAAAUUCGUGAUUGGCACGGGCAAUAGACGUACAAAACGAUAACGCGAACAAUGAUCCGCGUAACGAUAUAAACCAAUUUUAAGCCGAUCGUUUCUACCUGCUGUUCGUACCGUGGCUUCGGGUGGGGAGCGACGCGAUGGAAGGGAAAGCAUUGGCAAGUUGUUGAGUCGAGUGACGCUGGAAGUUAGCGCCUGCCCGUGAGACCGUGCGGAGGUUAGAUUGGUGCGGUUAAUAUUUCACAUUCGAUCAUUUUUCCUUCUUCAGUCGGCCGGUGAGACGCGAAAAUCGGUGUAUCAAGUUGAACGGAAGUGGCGUGCAGUGCGGAACUCGUCGAUGGCGUAAUUCAAAAAAGAAAAAAAAAAAUUCAAUUCGUUAAUACGACGGCGUGCCAGUGUCGUUGACGUUUCAUGUGUCAGUGUCCUCUCUCUCCCCCCUUGUUUCCCCUCUCUCGCGCCUGCCCUUUCUCGUCUCCCGUCCUUUUCUAUCUCGUCCCUUUCUAUAUACGUUACGAUCGUCGUGCCAAUAAGUCGCGUUCGUCGCUGCAAUGCCAGAUGACAGGUGCGAAGCGCUGCCAUUCGUGCCUGUCGACGAGUCCUUCGUGUGUCCUGCGAAUUUAGGAUACGCUGCAGAAUGACGAGCGCAAGGUUGUUCUACCGGAAGGGCGGCGAAGAGGACCGAAGACGACGACCACGACGACGAUCUCGAAUUCCCUCGCGCUAGCGGUGGGCUAUGAGCGCUGACAAUGGGGACGACUCCUUGGCAGAAUCGAAGUGACAGAAGAAGGGGAAGUUCCGCGGACAUUCACACGUGGAUGCUGUGGCCCGUGUUGGGGGAUGACGGGCUGAGCCCAACGUCGCCCCCGGCGUCGGCCAGCGUCAAGGGGGUGAACAAACUGGCGCCCCUGCUGCUCUGCGCCCCCUGCAAGCCCAGCAGCCACAGGAAGAACCAGAAUUCCACGCAGUGGUACGUGCAGCAGCCCACGUGGCGUUUAUGGGGCGAGGAAAGGGGCGACGGCGUCAUAUACACGGUGUACCUGAAGAAGGUCCGAUAUCACAGGCCGACCAGGAGCCUUUCUGCAUCGGACUCAGACGACGAGAUCUCGCAUUUAGAAUGGGAGACGGUGAGAGUACGUUUUCUGAAAGCGGGUACCGUGCAACGGCUGGUGGAGAGCCUGGCGAACGACGACGGGGAACUCGAGUCGACGUACAUCAAUGUUUUCUUGGCGACGUAUCGUGCAUUUACCACGCCGCGAGAAGUGCUGGAGCUAUUGUUGGCGAGGUACGACGCCCUCGACGAAGGAUCCGGUGCCCUGACAGGUGAACAGCAUCGAAAGACUUUGGUUCAAGCUCUUCAUGUCUGGCUGGACGCCUAUCCCGGCGACUGGAAGUCGCCGCCGAAUCAUCCUUUGCUCAGUAGACUUCUCGACUUCACGCAUCGACGGCUUCCUGGCUCGGAACUCGAGCUCAAGGCAAGGCAUCGAUUGCAUAGGUUUCAGCGUGAAGAUCAGAUAGAUUCUUGUAUGGUGUACGACAAUGGUCGACUACCGCGUGGUUCCCCGGAUCCGAUUGUUGAUCACUGGGCGAACUACAGUUUCCCCGAGGUUCCGCACCGGCAUUUCGCCGAGCAGUUGACACGAAUGGACGCCGAGGUGUUCAAGAAGCUUAUAGCUCAUCAAUGUCUUGGUGCUGUUUGGUCCAGAAGGGAUCGCUCGAGAAGCCACGACGCGGCCACAGUGUUGGCCACUGUGAAUCAGUUCAACGCCGUGUCGCUUCGAGUAAUAUCCACGAUACUGAUGGACCCGACGACGAAGCCUCAGGAACGUGCGAGGAUCCUCGAGACGUGGAUCGACAUUGCUCAAGAGCUGCGCGUGUUGAAGAAUUUCAGUAGCCUGAAGGCUAUUGUGUCCGGUCUGCAGAGUAAUCCGGUGUACAGGUUGGAGAAGUGUUGGCAGUGCAUGCCCAGGGAGAAGCACGAGCUCUUCAGGGAGCUGGAGAGAAUCUUCUCGGAGGAAAAUAACGCGUGGACGCAGCGAGAGCUUUUAAUUAAAGAGGGUACAGCUAAAUUUGCGGACACUGCCGGCAGGAGCGAUAGACACUUGCAGAAGUUAUUUCAAAAGCAAAAUACUCACGCGGGAAAUAUCAGCUAUGGAACGAUACCGUACUUGGGAACAUUUCUGACGGAUCUCACUAUGAUAGACACCGCGAUACCAGACACGAUAGCCGAGGGGCUGAUCAACUUCGACAAGAGGCGAAAGGAAUUCGAGGUUCUCGCUAGAAUAAGAUUGCUUCAAGGGGCAGCGAACGCGUAUAACUUCAGCACGGAUCCGUUGUUCGAUCGUUGGUUCCAUUCCGUGGUGGUGCUCGACGAUCGAGAAGCGUACAAGCUCAGCUGUCAAAUCGAGCCGCCACCGCCUGGGAACACACUGAGUAACCGCGGCAAGAAGAAGCAGAGUCAUCAAGGUCACCGUAAAAACGACUCGAUAGCCUCUACGUCGAGCUCGAGUAGCUCCCAGUUUUACUGCGACCUGGAUUCUCUGCCGAGCUCGCCGCACAAUUCUCUCGAUCGGCGUACCUCGCCGUCGCAAAUGUCCAGCUCUUCCUCCAGCUCGUCUUUGCCUUCGUUGGACGUGUCGUUGAGCUCCGGCGGAGGAAGCGGAGCGACGAAUCAGCACAAUCGGCUAAUACCGCCAACUGCCAUCACCGCCAAUGGAAACAGCCCGAAUCUCGUCGGCCUGUCCAGUCCGAGUCACUCGCACAAGAGCUCGCCGGAUUUUUACAUAAUCAAGGUCACCAUGGAGAGCGACAACGUUGAGACUGAAGGUGUGGUGCUGUACAAGUCUAUCAUGCUGUCGAACAACGAGAGAACGCCGCAAGUGAUACGAAACGCGAUGCUCAAGCUGGGGAUAGAGGGUAGCCCGGAUCAGUACACGCUGGCCCAGGUUCUACCCGAUCGCGAGAUGGUUCUGCCAAACUCGGCGAAUGUUUACUACGCCGUGAAUACCGCGCACAAUCUGAACUUCAUUUUACGACCUAGAAGAGAGCCUAACGACAGCGCCACGGAAAGCCCCAAAAGCAAAACGAGCCACAAGCGGUAGUGUCGAGCGUUGGGAGAAUAGAAUUAUCUCGCGAUUGAUGUUUCACCAUGCUUUACACAUCCGGUGAAAUAAUCACAGCGUUGUUCAGCUGAGAAACAUUUAGAGGAGAUUUAUUUAUUCUCCGUUGAUUGAGACUCCGAAGAAAGAAUCUCACUAGGUUCAUGCGAUGGUGCAUUCAUCGUCUUUUCUUUUACAUUUUAUCCAUGACAGUACUAAUGUUAGUUAUGUCAUCCGGUUUCUUCUUUUUUUCUUUCUCUCUCUCUUUUUCUUUUAAAUAAUAAUCGCGAGCGUUAACAGCGAUGCACCGAAUCGGACACCAUACGAUGUUCAGUGUUUGUAGUUAUCAGUUUUUUUGUUUCUUCUUUCGUCACUCGUCUGUCGCAUUCAUUUGUGUUAACACGCCGUCACCCGCCUACACGGUACUCGAAUAUGACAUUAGAGCAUUAUUUGCGUGGAUCGCGGACUAAAGUAGUUUUAGGUUAUACUUAGCGUGAGUCAUUUAGGUCUCUUAUCGACGCACACGCGAAACGAACAAAGAUGAAUAAUGAGAGAGAAGUAGUUUGCAAGAUGUGCGAAUAUGGUAGCAUUCGCGUGUAGUCACGUGUAAUUUAUACAAGAAAUCCUUGCGGAUCCCAAGAGAUUACGGCGAAGAAAAUUGUGACAAGCGUGUGUAACGAAUAUCCGCGAGAGAAACAUUGUGAUUUUGUACAUAACUUUAGUUUCGUAAUGUGGCUUCGAGCGUAGUCGAUCGCCCGCGAGAAUCAAGUGGACCCAAUGAAACAAUUGUCAAUUACUUUUUUCUGCAUCGCAAUCGAAAGUAAAAAAAAAAAAGAAAAAAAAGAGAAAAAAAACGAAAAGAAAAAAAAAGAAAUCUAAAAUUGUUCAAAAGAAGCAUUCGUCCAGUCUGCGACUCAUUUUUUUUUUUGUCCCGCAUCCAUUAUAACGAUGCGAGGAACAGAGAAAUUCAAUUCUGUGAUAUUGGAAUUUCUCAUUUCGGCUUUGAAUUCAAUCGCAAGAUUAAAAAAAAAAAAAAAAAAAAAAGAAGUAGAAAAACCGAAAUCGAGCAUACGCAUAGGUUUAAUGCGAAUGAAUAUCGAAUACUCGUUCCAAUAUCGAAGCUAGAAAGCACAUUAGAACAUGUGUGAACGUGCGUUGAUAUAUUUUUACAAGGAUCUGCAUGCGUUUCGUUAUAGAAAAGGAAAGGAGCACAGAAAAAAAAAAAAAAAAAAGAAAAGAAACAAUAACAGCAAGAUUUGUUCACGCCGGACUCGCGAAACGCUCCGCCCGACGUGUUUGGAUCGUUGAUGUAUCGUUUAGCUUAGGCAAUUUUGUACUUACCUCUUAUCGACCCUAAUUUUUCCCAGGAGAACGUCUCUAACUAGCUAUAUCUGUACGUGUACGCGUCAAUUCUUUACUGAAAUCCGCGCAAGUUAUGUAUAAUACGAGUCGAUAAAAGUGAGAAUAGAUGGGCCUACAAUUUUA